Trypanosoma theileri is the source of this 1428-nucleotide messenger RNA. RefSeq lists its product as uncharacterized. NCBI's taxonomy places the organism in Eukaryota, Euglenozoa, Kinetoplastea, Trypanosomatida, Trypanosomatidae. The transcript has a single exon. The record is from RefSeq and is a predicted model, not a curated record. The coding region runs from base 1 to 1428 and encodes 475 amino acids.
AUGGAUGGGGUUGGUGAGUAUCGGAAUCGCCUAAAGAGGUUUUAUGAAGUUUAUAACCCUUCUUGCCUUUCCUCAGUGGACGCUAUUUUGACAACUUACCGUGGUAGAGAGGAGGAUAUUUUUCGCGUGUUAGUAGACAAAUAUGGACCUGAACCGACUCCGCAGCAGAACGUUGAGAGACCGUUAAAUGUGCCAGAACCUAACCCAAAGCAUUCCGAGGAUGUUAUUCCUAGGAAUAAUCACAGUUUUUUUUCCAUUGAUCAUCUUGAGAAGACUUCUGAUUUUCCCGCAGACUCUGAAUAUUGCGUAAUUCAGGAGGGAAAAUGGAGACCAUCACCAGAUAUGAAGGACAACAAUAAAUCGACUGAGAAAAAUACUUCUCUCUCUAAUGAGUCUGAGAAAGGUGACAUGAACAAGUUAAGGGAAAGGUUAAUAGAAUUUUAUCGGAUUCAUAAUAAGUCAAUGAUACCAUUUGUAGAUGAACUAAUUGAUAAUUAUGGUGGAAAUGAACAAAAAAUGUUUACUGAUCUUCGUCGUCAAUAUAAUGACUCAGAAAAGGUGGAAACAUCUGCUUCUAUUACUUCCUUUGAUGAACUAAAUGACGUAAUUAAGCGUUUGAGUCACGCUCUUGAAGUGAAAACAAGAGAGACUCUUACUCUAAAAAAAGAGAAGGAAUCACUUUCCAAAGAACUUUCCACUACACAUAGGGCAUUAGAUAAUUUUCAAGAAGAAGAAAAAUUUCUAAGAACCAAAAUGCAAGCUUUAGAGGAACAGUUACAAGGAAAACGUGUUAGUGUUACUCUUGAGACCAAAAAUAAUGAAAUAGCUACGUUACGAAGUGAGAAAGAGGAUCUUACAAGGAAGUUGGCGAGUGCAAAAGAACUAUUAAAUGACUAUCAAGAAAGAGAGAAACAACUUGAAUUACAAUUACAAAAUGUAAUGAAACAGAUACAUAUGAACGAAACAUUGGUUUCUAAUGGAUCUCUAAAGAUUAACGAAACCCAGAAUGAAGAGAACUCACUCCAUAUUCAGUUACUAGAAGCGAAGAAAGAGUGCAAAGAAGUUAAGUCAUCUUACCAUGGAUUAAAACAUCGUAUUCGUGUUCUUGAGCUUGAAAAACAACAAAUUCUUGAUGAACUUAAGAGUGCAGAAAAACGUAGUUCGGAAAUAAGUGAUUUACUUUUGAUAGAACACCGAAAAAAUCUUUCUUUACUUGAAGAAGUAGCUGGAUUAAAAUUAGCUGUUGAGAAGCCUUCUAAUGAGACUGCUUUUACAUCCAUAGUUAGUGAAAUUGAAGCUCGCUUUUCUCAACAUUAUGAAGCUGAAUUACAACGGUAUCGAAAAGAAAUGAAUGAGUAUUAUCUGUACGCAGAAGAACAAUUACGUCGCCGUGAUACACUUAUUGCGGAAAUGAACAUUGAUAGCUGA